AUGAUCUACCUACUGGAGACUGCUGUUGGAUAUGUGGUGCUCGACAAGGCGGACGGAUCCCAAGAGGCACAAGUGGUCGAGAUAUACAAGUUCGGGAGUAUUGAAGAGGCGCUGGAGUCGUCAACACUGUUGGCUAGGGGGGAGGUUCCAAGCAAUCUGGAGAGCUUUAUGAGGCUUGUGGAGGUCAAGAGCAAGGAGACACUGGUUGUGAACGACCAGAAGCUGGUAGAGCCCUUGGAGAAGAAGCUUUCUCGGAAGGUUGUGUAUCUGCAUGACAGUGUCCAGAGGUCCAUGAGAUCUUGUGUCCACGAGUAUUUUGGGAUGAACAGCUCCGAGUACUCCGAAAGGAUUCUCUGUCUGGCACACAAGAUAUCGAUGGGGAAGGUCAAUCUUGUGCCCGAGAAGAUCGACACGAUAGUGAUCCAGUCUGUGUCGCUGCUGGAUGACAUGGACAGAGACAUCAAUCUCCAUUGCAUGCGACUCAAGGAGUGGUAUGGGUUUCAUUUCCCCGAGCUGUCAUCUGUGACAGAUAACAACAGGAAGUAUCUGGAUCUUGUUGUGGCGAUUGGGAGGAAGGGAAGAAUUGGUGAGGAAAAGAAGGAGAUGAUCAGAGAGGUGAUUGGGGAUGGAUGCGAAAAGGUGAUGAGGCUGGCUGAGACGAGCAUGGGCGUUAUGAUGGAGGAGUCUGAUAUUCUGAAUAUAGUGGAGGAUGCAAAAAGCGUGCUCCGGAGCUUUGAGUUCCGGGAUGAGUUGCUAGAGUACAUCCGGGUGAAAAUGGAGGGUCUUGCACCGAGCCUGACAGCAUUGGUUGGCGAGGUGAUUGGAGGCAGGAUGAUAAGCAAGGCAGGGUCUUUGUCCAAUCUUGCAAAGAUGCCUGGAUCGUCGAUCCAAAUGAUGGGGGCUGAGAAGGCUCUGUUCCAGGCCCUGAAGUCAAGGACAAACACCCCGAAGUAUGGAAUUAUCUACGGAUGCUCUCUCUUGGGACAGGUCCCUUCCCAGCACAAAGGGAAGAUAGCCAGGAGUCUGGCCUCGAAGAUUGCCAUAGCAGCCAGGAUCGACUCGUAUGGUGAGGAGAGCACCGGCGAGAUUGGAGUAAAGAUGCGGGAGAAGAUCGAAAAGAGGAUCAAGGAUCUGGAGGCAAGAAGCCAUGCUGCAAAGAAGGCGGUGAAAAAGCUUAAGUAUGAGGUAAGACCAGACUUCUAUGAUGACUCGAAGGACUCCAAGAGAAUUAAGUCGAAGUAA
Messenger RNA from Encephalitozoon cuniculi GB-M1, 1242 nucleotides. RefSeq lists its product as uncharacterized. Gene Ontology annotation, molecular function: snoRNA binding. Gene Ontology annotation, cellular component: small-subunit processome; box C/D methylation guide snoRNP complex. The record is from RefSeq and is marked provisional. The transcript has a single exon. Lineage: Eukaryota; Fungi; Microsporidia; Unikaryonidae. The coding region runs from base 1 to 1242 and encodes 413 amino acids.